Molecule: messenger RNA, 540 nt
Organism: Cadophora gregata
Lineage: Eukaryota; Fungi; Ascomycota; Leotiomycetes; Helotiales; Ploettnerulaceae
Exons: 2
Coding region: 1-540 (179 amino acids)
Source: RefSeq, a predicted model, not a curated record
AUGGCACCUCAAGUCAACGGCGAGGCUCCUUCCUCUGCAUUCCUCAGCCAUCUCAUCUCCUACCCCGUAAUCAGCGACUCCAUCUCCACCUUCAAAUCCAACCCCUACGGCGCCAAAUCCCUCUCCCUCACCACGUCCAUCUCGCACAAGCUCGCCGACCCCCUCCUCCCCUACCUCUCCAAACCCUACCAAUACGUCUCUCCCUACAUCACCAAGGCCGACUCCCUCGGCGACUCCACCCUCUCAACCAUUGACUCCAAGUUCCCCGUCGUCAAGAAGCCCACCGGCGAGCUAAUCGACAAUGGCAAGGCGAUUAUCUUCUUCCCGCUAAAGAAGGGGAGCGAGGGAAAGGAGUACGUCGUUGGCGUGUAUGGCAGUGAGUGUAAGAAGGUGGGCGGCGAGGGCAUCGUUACGUGGGGGAAGGCGGCGAUUGCGACGGGACUGGUGGUUGGUGGGGAUGCGUAUGGCUGGCUGAGUGGGGUUUUGGCGGGGAAGAAGGCGGAGGUUAAGGAGGUUAGUAAUGAGAAGUUGAAUAACUAG